CAACUAUUUAAUCUAAAAGGCUUAUAAAUCAUAAAUCAACAUUUUUUUUUUGCACAUGUCAAAAGUUCCCAAAGAGAUAGCAACGUACUGCGCAUCGAGAUCAUUAUAAAAGCGCUGCCCAAUUUAUGAGCUGUUAGUAGUCGACGGUUAAGCGCUCCAGACUCAUAAGUAAGAUGAAGCUUUCAAUUAUCGCUCUAAUUUGCUUCCUAGUGGGCUACACACUAGCCUAUCCCAAUCCGAGUGUUGAAGAGAAGCCCACGCUCAAUUUGAACCACCCAACGGCCGAUCCUCUUUUAGAAGUGCGUUGGAUACAGGAUGAAAGAGACCCGUUGUGCUGGUUCCAAGUCACGCCGUAUAGUAAAUUGAAAGCCUGUGCAUGAAUAUAAUAAAUAAAUAAUAUAUAAUACUGGAAAAAUUUGCUAACACAUUUUGCAAGCUCGGCUUUAAAUAAGGAAAUGUUUAUAAAGCUAUUAAUGUAUAUGACUUUUUCAAUAAACAAGUGAGAUAUGUGGACUAUGAGCCUUAAGUUCCAUUUAAGGCUCCGAUGCUUAUAGUCUAUAUGAAUAAAUGAAAGGUUGAGUCAUCAGCCUUAUCAUAAAUCAAUCAAAAGUGCAAAUCUUAUUGACUAUUGACUAUAAAAGGGCUUUUGAAUGCUCUAGCUGUUAUUAGUGAGCAGUGCAACGUUCCAGACUCAUAAGCAAUAUGAAGCUCGCACUUGCUGUGCUACUUUGCUGGCAAGUGGCCUGCACACUGGGAAGUAGCGAUCUCCAUAUUGACAACAACCUAGUCCUGGAUUUGCAGUGUCCGGUGCAUUUGUUUAAAGAUGGUGACGCCUGUGUGCAGCAGUGUCCUUUGCACAAGCGGCCCAAGCGUGGCGAAUGCGUGUCCUGCAAUGAACCCUGUCCUAAAACCUGCCAGGGCCUGCCAGACCUGUCCAUGCUGCAUGUAGGCAACAUAGACAGCUUCCAGAACUGCACUUACAUUGAGGGCGAUAUAAAUGUGCUGCAUGCCACGUUCUCGGGCCACAAGCUCGGGCCCAUGCAUCCCGAUCGCCUGGAAGUAUUUUCUACAGUCAAGGAAAUCAAUGGCAAUUUGCUCAUCUAUGGCGCCUUCCAUGAUGACUUUAAGAAUCUUUCUUACUUUCGCAAUCUGGAAGCUAUACACGGAUUUAAUAUUAUACGCAAGAACUUUGAAGCACUCUACAUAGGCGUCUCAUCGCUUUCCAGUCUGCAGCUGCGCAAUCUGAAGCGCAUUGGCUCUGGCCGCGUCGUCAUUGAACACAACCAUGAGUUAUGCUAUGUUAACAAUAUUGAGUGGUCCAAGCUGCAGCAGUCCAAUGACCAAAAGCAGUUUGCCAUGAUAAGAAAUAAUCGAAAAGCAUCCGAGUGCCUUAAAUUGGGUGAAGUCUGCUCGGAUCAGUGCAAUAGUAAUGGCUGCUGGGGCUCCGGACCAGAUCAAUGUCUCAACUGGUAAUUUAAACAGCAGCUCUAAGUUUGAUGAUCCGCACAGCCUGAGAUUGAUGUUCGCCUUCCAAUGGAACCA
Messenger RNA from Drosophila busckii, 1542 nucleotides. Its product is annotated as epidermal growth factor receptor-like. The transcript has 3 exons. NCBI's taxonomy places the organism in Eukaryota, Metazoa, Arthropoda, Insecta, Diptera, Drosophilidae. The coding region runs from base 703 to 1473 and encodes 256 amino acids. The record is from RefSeq and is a predicted model, not a curated record.